This is a messenger RNA of Archocentrus centrarchus (flier cichlid), 3461 nucleotides long. It is a transcript of the gene hsf1, whose product is annotated as heat shock transcription factor 1. Bases 272 to 1819 code for a protein of 515 amino acids. The record is from RefSeq and is a predicted model, not a curated record. Gene Ontology annotation, molecular function: sequence-specific DNA binding; DNA-binding transcription factor activity. Gene Ontology annotation, biological process: regulation of DNA-templated transcription. The transcript is spliced from 14 exons. NCBI's taxonomy places the organism in Eukaryota, Metazoa, Chordata, Actinopteri, Cichliformes, Cichlidae.
UACGUUAGGCGCUGACGCCAUCAGACCGCGCCGGGCAGCUGUCUGCGCAGUUGUGUUUUAUCGGAUUUGCGGAGUUCUCGUGGCUCUGAACGGAAUAAAGUUCUUCGGCUCCGUCUGCGGCCCGCGGGAACCCCGGAAUUCAGCAGCGGCAUCGAGUCCUGGCGCUCCGGCUCAGGCCGCUGGUUCCGAUCCUCUUCUCGUUGUUUUCUUUCUGACGCAGUUAGCUGUUAGCGCCGUUAGCUCAGGUGUGUGCUCGAUUUUCGCCUCUCAGAUGGAGUAUCCCGGAGGAGGAGGGGCGGUGCUGAGCGGCGGAAACGUCCCGGCCUUCCUGACUAAGCUGUGGACCCUGGUGGAGGACCCUGACACCGACCCGCUCAUCUGCUGGAGCCCGAGUGGUACCAGCUUCCACGUGUUUGACCAGGGACGGUUUUCCAAGGAGGUUCUGCCAAAGUUCUUCAAGCACAACAACAUGGCCUCCUUCAUCCGUCAGCUCAACAUGUAUGGUUUCCGUAAGGUUGUGCACAUCGAGCAGGGUGGUCUGGUGAAACCGGAGAGAGAUGACACAGAGUUCCAGCACCCGUUCUUCAUCCGAGGACAGGAACAUCUACUGGAGAACAUCAAACGCAAAGUCACCAAUGUGUCAUCAGUGCGCCAGGAUGAUGCGAAAAUCUGUACGGAGGAAGUCAACAAGAUCCUGAACGACGUCCAGCUGAUGAAGGGAAAACAGGAAACCAUCGAUUCCAGGAUUGUCGCCAUGAAACAUGAGAACGAGGCUCUGUGGAGGGAGGUGGCCAGUCUGAGACAGAAACACGCUCAGCAGCAGAAAGUUGUCAACAAGCUCAUACAGUUCCUGGUGUCUCUCAUCCAGUCCAACAGACUGCUGGGAGUCAAGAGGAAGAUUCCUCUGAUGCUCAAUGACUCUGGCUCCACCCACUCCAUGCCCAAAUACAACCGUACCUUCUCACUGGAGCAGGCUGCAGCCAAUCUCUUCUCAGCCGACACCUCUUUGACUUCAGGACCCAUCAUCUCUGACAUCACAGACAUGGCCACACCCACUGCAGAUGAAGUGGUUAGUGAUUGGACAGACCAAGGAGAGAGCCCAUCAGUUGACAUCAAAGAGGAGCCGUCCAGUCCGGAGGUGGAGGUGUGUCCUGUCUUGGAGGAAGUGGCUGCACCCGUGGACACGCCCCUCUCUCCUACCACCUUCAUCAACUCCAUCCUAGAGGAGAAUGAGGCGCAGCCAACCCCAGUAACCUCCACCAGCACUGCUCCCACAGCAGCCAGUCCCAUUGUGGUGAUGAGCCCUGCUUCCACUGGUCCUCGCUCUUCUGCCCCAUCAAGCCAGUCACUUGCCUCUGUUACGACAGCACAAACAGCCCCCAGCCCAACCACACCUCAGCAGAAAUGUCAAGCCAUCGCCUGUAUUGACAAGUGUGAGCUGUCAGAUCACGUCGGUAGUAUCGACAACGGCCUGGAGAACCUGCAGAACCUCCUGAACACACAGACGUUCACCUUCGACACAACUCCACUUAUCGAGUUUUUCAGUUCGUCUGGCCCGUCUGCAGACUUUGACCUUGACAGUUUGGACAACCUGCUGUCUGAUGAAGCUCCUAAGGGAAGUGAAGAAAGCGGCACAGGGAAGCAGCUGGUGCAGUACACACCUGUCCAAACGUCUGAACCAGUCAGCCUGGUGGAGGGUGGAGCCGACCUGCCAUCACUGUUGGAGCUGGAAGCAGAGCCUUUCCUCAGCUCUGACCUUAGCACUGAGGACCCAGCAACCGCCCUGCUGAGCCACGCCAAUCUGGACUCCGACCUCUGAUCUCUCAAAUAACCAUAGCAACAGGACACCUGAAUGCUGACAGCAGCAGCAAUAGAUGAGAACAGUCAUUAGGUCAAAGGUUGUGUUUUUAUUAUGCAGAUGUUAUUGAUAUUAACUCGUCUUCUUCAACUCUUGUUCUUUUCUUCUUUGUUGAAGCUUAUAUGGAACCCUUUGUUGCAGUUGAAUGCGUUCUGCAUGUUGAAGUCAGAUUUUAUGGUUGUCUUUAUUUUCUCAUGUAAAAUAGAACAAAGAGAAUCUGAAUAUUUUUGGAGUUUUAUCAUUGAGUGCUGCGGCGACUCGUGGCACCGCCUGACUGACUGCCCCGCCCAUGACAGAAAAGAGCUCCGUGGAUCAGUAUUAUUUCUGAUCAGUCAGAUGUGACUGAUCUAUCUAUGUUAGUUUGUUUCCAUCAGUUUCUAAUGAUUCAAUUCGUUCCAGAAAUGCUGAGGAACAUCAAAGCACUGACCGCAGUCCCAGUACUUCAAAAACAGAUACUGCAGAGAAAUGUCUGAGAGGCUGAGACAGAGAUACUGUACUUUGGAUCAGCUUUGAGUUUCUUGUCUGCAGAAGCCUCAUGGAUGAAAUCUAUUACGGUCACCAGGCGUCACUUUCCUGAUCUGAUGGUAGUGUGAAGUCGUGAAUUUGAAAUGAAGGGAAACUGUGAGCUGGAGCUGAAAUCCUGUCAUAUCUGACGCUGAUGGAUGAAAACAGCUCUGUAUCUCAGGUGAGGCUGGACUGAUGGCACAGGUGUUUCAGGGUGAAAACCCCUGCAGCUUAUCAGAAAUGAUGAGAGAUAUGAUCAGAAGUGAAAUGUGUCACCUGAGUAAAUCACUUGACUGAAAUAAAAUUGACAGAAACCAAAUGAUUGUGCACACAGUGAUAUCACUGUGACAGCAGACAUGGGCUUCAUAACACAGGUUUACUUUAACUUUCUUCACGGCUUGGAGAGGUAAAGAGCGCUGUAGUGCAUUGACUGAAGUUUAAGUGGAGGCUUAGCACUCGCUGCCCCAUAUCAGAAUUAGUACUAUGAUUGGAUCGUGAUCAGGUUUUAAUCUUUUGAAGAGUUUGUAAUAAAAUGUGGUGUCUGAAACUCAUAGUGUUCAGCUGUGUCGGCGUACAGAGAUGUAAUUCUGGCAAGUCUGUCCACAUGGUGACAUUAACCUGAACACUGCAGGGUUCCUGUUCAGACACAAAGCAACGUGCUGCCAUCUGAUUAAAAGAAAGGAAGGCCUGUGUGACGGGGCUUAUCUGUGAUGUCAUCAGUCUUACAGAGCAGGUUUUGACACCUGUGGCACACCUGAACCACGUGUUCCAAAGUCUCUGGUUCAGGUGAUGACUGAACAGGACUGCUAAGUGACAUCUGAUGUGCUGAGGAUAUUUUAUUGGUCACAUGAUCAGAGCUGUACAAACAGGAAGCUCCUUUCAGUAUAAACGCCUCUGUUAAUAUAUUGACAUUUAUAUUUAAGAUUUUUAAUUUAAGGCGUGUGUUAAAUCAAGCUGAGUCCUCCAGGCUAACCUGACGGUGUUCCACCUGCAGAGAGAGGAUCAUUAUGGGAAACAAAGACGGGGUCAAAGGGCAGAUGAAAUGUUGACGUAUUCUUGCUGUUAAAUUUUGAUUCAAUAAAACAUUUUUAAAUAGCUG